This is a messenger RNA of Arabidopsis arenosa, 1882 nucleotides long. The record is from the annotation of a GenBank genome assembly. Lineage: Eukaryota; Viridiplantae; Streptophyta; Magnoliopsida; Brassicales; Brassicaceae.
AGUGUGUUCUUAUCAGCGAAUAGCCCCAAAGAGAAGAACAAAAAUUUCGAAAAUAGAGGAAGAGAAGAAGUUGACGAUGGAUUCAAAGACGAAGCAGAUGAUUCUAUCAGCUCUCUGUAAACACUUCUCCUUGGAUCCUGAACCUUUUGUGGGCGGAGCAGGUGAUAGUGAUGUCAAGAAACUUUAUUCCAAUGUUGUGAAGGCAUCUGGAAAGGAAGUGUCUGCACAAAACGAUGAGGUUUUGAAGUGGCUGGAUUUUGCGGAAGGUUUCUCUGCAAAUUCAAAGGAUUGCUUUGCAGCUCUUGAAAAGUUGAAUUUAGAGUUAGCUACCAAGUCAGUGCUCUUGGGAAACGGAUUGUCGCCAUCGGCAGCUGAUGUUGCUGUGUUUUCAGCAUUGCAUUCUUCAGUGCUUGGCCUCUCAGAUUCAGACAAGGAGAAAGUACCACAUGUCAUAAGAUGGGUGAAUUAUAUCCAGAAAAAAGAACAGUUGUCAACAUUAUUUGCACCAAUACCUGUGAAGCUACCAGAAUUUGACUUCGAGGUAUCAAAGCCUGCCAUUAAGGUGGACGCAAAUUCCAACACGAAAAAAGCUGCAGAAGUUGUAAAGCCUGUUGACAAGUCAGAAGCACAGCCGAGCGCAAAGAAAACUGAGCCCGAGGAACCAAAGAAAAAGGACACAAAAGAAAAGGAUGCCAAAAAGGAAAAGAAGAAACCUGCUGAAACAGAACCAGCUAAGAAAGAGGCAGAGCUUAGUGUCAGUUUGCUUAAUAUUCAGGUUGGUCUAAUUCGCAAAGCAUGGAAGCACCCAUCUGCGGAUAGUUUGCUGGUGGAAGAAAUAGAUGUCGGGGAGGAUAAAGUGAGGCAAGUAGUUAGUGGCUUAGCGAAGUUCUGCAAUCCCGAUGAUCUAACGAACCGCCUUGUUGCGCUUAUCACAAAUGUCAAACCUGGAAAGCUAAGAGAUGUAAUGUCACAAGGACUGGUUCUUUGUGCUUCAAGUGAAGAUCACUCGGUGGUAGAGCCGUUGCUACCACCUGCUGGGGCUAAACCAGGAGAGCGUGUUUCAUUUUCAGGGAUUGAAGGAAAGCCAGAAGAUGUACUGAACCCAAAAAAGAAGCAACUAGAGAAGAUAACACCGGGUCUCUACACUGAUGAAAAUGGCGUAGCCACAUACAAAGGCAUACCAUUCAUGACCUCGGCUGGACCUUGCACUUCCAGUAUCCCCAAGGCUACCAUCAAGUAUUACUUGACAUUUAAGGAACAAAUUAAGGAGAUCAUGAACAGUUCAGGAGGUUCUUGUUCGUCUUUAAUGGAUGUGGUGGCUUAUGAUCAUCAUCAUGGUCAUGGUCAUGAUGAAGAGCUUCAUGUUUUAGCAGUAGAUGAUAAUCUUAUUGACCGUAAACUCGUUGAGAGGUUGCUCAAGAUCUCUUCUUGCAAAGUCACAACAGCAGAGAAUGCGAUUAGAGCAUUGGAGUAUUUGGGUUUGGGAGAUCAAAAUCAGCAUAUUGAUGCAUUGACCUGUAACGUAAUGAAGGUUAACCUAAUCAUCACAGAUUACUGUAUGCCGGGAAUGACAGGUUUUGAGCUGCUCAAGAAAGUGAAGGAGUCAUCAAAUCUGAGAGAGGUUCCUGUUGUGAUAAUGUCUUCAGAGAAUAUUCCUACUCGCAUCAACAAAUGCUUAGCGAGUGGAGCUCAAAUGUUUAUGCAGAAGCCUUUGAAACUUGCUGAUGUUGAGAAACUUAAAUGUCAUCUCAUGAACUGCAGAAGCUAACCAUGAGAGAUUUAAUAAUGUUAGUCCUAACCAUGAAUCAUUUCCAUUGUCUUGAUUCCUUAUUUGAUUAUUUUACAUGUUCUUUUUUGAAAUCAAGAAAUGUUUUCAAAUUCC